UGCUUCUUAGCCUCCAUUUCUCUGCUCUUCUUCUCUCUCGAAGCGGCGGCGAGCGGCGGGAACGAUGCCGGCGGGACACGGGGUUCGAUCGAGGACGCGGGAUCUCUUCGCGAGGCCGUUCAGGAAGAAGGGGUACAUCCCCUUGACAACCUACCUCCGCACUUACAAGAUCGGCGACUAUGUCGACAUCAAGGUGAACGGCGCGGUCCACAAGGGAAUGCCGCAUAAGUUCUACCAUGGCCGCACUGGCAAGGUCUGGAAUGUCACCAAGCGCGCCAUUGGCGUCGAGGUUAACAAGCAGGUAGGAAAUAGGAUCAUAAGGAAGAGGAUCCAUGUCAGAGUGGAGCAUGUAAUACCUUCAAGAUGCACUGAGGAGUUCCGCUUGAGGAAGAAAAAGAACGAUGAGCUGAAGGCAGAGGCAAAGGCCCGCGGUGAGAAAAUCAGCACCAAAAGACGGCCGGAGGGUCCCAAGCCAGGUUUCAUGGUAGAAGGUGCUACACUGGAGACUGUCACUCCCAUUCCUUACGACGUGGUUAAUGAUCUCAAGGGCGGAUACUAAGUUGGUUCAUGUCAUAAUUUUCAUCAAAAUUCUUAGCUUUUCUUAUACCCGAAACACUUGUUCUCAACUAUUUGUGCUUUGUGGUGUUCUUGGAAGUAUUUUGCUUUUUGUCCCAACUGAAAGACUUGUUUUCAUGAUUAUGAUAAUCAAAUCUGUUUUUUUAUA
Molecule: messenger RNA, 724 nt
Organism: Dioscorea cayenensis subsp. rotundata (Guinea yam)
Lineage: Eukaryota; Viridiplantae; Streptophyta; Magnoliopsida; Dioscoreales; Dioscoreaceae
Product: 60S ribosomal protein L21-1
Exons: 2
Coding region: 65-559 (164 amino acids)
Biological process (GO): translation
Cellular component (GO): cytosolic large ribosomal subunit; ribosome
Molecular function (GO): structural constituent of ribosome
Source: RefSeq, a predicted model, not a curated record